Rotaria sp. Silwood2 is the source of this 486-nucleotide messenger RNA. The record is from the annotation of a GenBank genome assembly. NCBI's taxonomy places the organism in Eukaryota, Metazoa, Rotifera, Eurotatoria, Philodinida, Philodinidae.
AUGCGUGCACGUUUAUAUUUGAAUGGAGAUGGAAAUGCUCGUCGUACACAUAUGUCUCUUUUUUUUGUGCUUAUGCGAAGUAAGCAUGAUGGUCUCUUGAAGUUCCCCUUCAACUACAAGGUAACAUUUUGUUUAUACGAUCAAACACCGGCACAACGACAUAUCAUCGAUUCAUUUCGUCCUGAGAUUAGAUCGAAUAGUUUCCAGCGGCCACGAUCCGAAAUGAACAUUGCAAGUGGUAUUCCAAAGUUUUUUCCGUUAGCCAUGAUUCAACAAGAGGGAAAUCCAUUUGUUCGAGAUGAUACAAUGUUUAUCAAAAUUAUGGUCGAUUUCGGAGAUAUGCCAAAAACUUUAUUGCCAUAUGCACUGAGUCUCAAUCCUGGGUUGCCAACUAAUGUCCAUCAGACUAUGAUUAAACAAGAAGCCGAAAGACGGACUCAUCAAUCUGACACUCAACCAGCUGCACCAUUACAACGUAAUGAGUGA